AUGGAGUCAGCGGACGCCGCCAGCGACCCUCUGGUCGGCGAGGCGAAGGCCGAGGGCGGCACCGACAACGACGACCCCGCGGCUGGGGUCUGCUCGCGGCGCCCCGGCUGCAUCGGCUGCUGCACCGCCUGCUGCCUGCUCACGGUCAUCGCCGUGGCGAACUACUUCGUGUACGUGUACUCCUUCAUCGGCCCCGCAUUCCAUGGAGACGUCGAUUCGUUCCGGACGGAGGCGUUCCUCGAGCUGGAUGCCGAGAGGCGGGCGGCGGCGGAGGGCACUGGUCUGCUGACCGCCGACAGCGAUCCCAGCGCCUUUGCCUUCGGCCUCAACGUUGGCCUGAACGCCUUCUUCCCCAACUUCAACUUUGUCCAGGGUUUCCCACAGCCUGGACUCGGGAACGCCAUCGCCAGGGCUUAUAGGAGGCUCUUCGGCAUAGAGGACCCACGGUGGCGCCCCCCUGUGAAGGAUGAGCCGACGGGGAUCGUCACGUACAACGAGUACGCCAAAACCCACUUCGGUAAGGAGUUCCCCUACCCGUUCUUCGACAGCUUCUACACUGGCAACUCGAUCCCCUCCUGGGAGGACAACGCAGCCCACGCGCGAGGGGUGAGCCUGAUAGAUGCCAGCGUGAAGGCGCAGCGCGCGGUGGGCGUGGAGCCCAUCGAUUUGAUGCUAGAGAUGGAGCCGCGGUUCGCGUUCGACCAUCGGGCGCUGAUGAAGGCGGCCUGGGACGGCUUUCGAUACAUGGGGCCCCUCGACAUCGAGUAUGCCAGCAAUGGUUUCUACGGGGUGGCCGUGGUGGAGGAGCUGAUGCGGAAGUACAACACGAGCGGGGAGGUCUUAAGCGUGCUCAUGACUGACUCCGUCUUCUCAGCCCACCUUGUGCAGGAUGCGGACACGCCAGGCCAGUUCAGCGUCGACCUCGCCUCCAUGGAGAAGUACAAGCCGCUUGAUGGCUACGCGCCGAUGGGGGGCUCGGCCACCUUCGUGGAGGAUCAGGGCCGGCUCCGCACCACGAAACUCGUGUAUGGAGGCGAAACCUAUACAGAGUUCGAUGUGCCAGAGGUGGAGGCCGAUUACACAAAGUCCACGCGGAGCGGCUGGCGCUUCGCGGAGGCGGCGAUCAUCUCUUCCCUGCUCGCAGUAACCAACCUGGUGACGCACGUCAAGGACCUCCACCUCGAGCUCGCGGCAGCAUUCCAGGCUGUGACCGUCACCGCCUUCGCGGCCGAGCCCGAGCACCCGGUGAGGAGGCUGCUGGACCCGUUCAUCCAUCGCAGCAUCCAGGCCACCAACGACAACUUCAAGCUGCUCUUCGAGUACCACGCCGCGGUCUUCUCGCUGGCACCCCUGCCGGCCGACGAGCAGCUGAAGCUCAUCGACGAAGCGAUCAGAGAUAGCCCGAUCAGCCUCGACGAGCUCGACCUGAAGAACUUCGCCGCCAAGCGGAACAUCGGGCAGGAGUACUCCACCAAGGCCGCGAUGGAGAACUCCACGAAGUGGGGCUGGCGAUGGCACUACCGCGCCCUGACAGUGCAGCAGCUGUACGAGAAGCUGAUCGACUGCUGGCUGGCGGCCAGCUACGACGGCCUCGAGGGCGAGGCGCUCGACGCGAGGCUGGCGGACGACGGUGUGCUGCAGGCCUGGUGGCAGAGCAUGCAGGCCCACCUGCCGUCCUUGAAGCGCGCUGUCGACAAGAACUCCGCGUGGGCCGGCAGCCCCGGGUCGAACCUCACGGCGUCGGCGCUCCAGCGUGCGGCCAGCACGCUCAUGGUUUGGCUCUCGUGGAUCCACGAGGACGUCGGCCACUCGGCCGCCUCGCUGGUGUACAACCCGGUCUACACGCCGAUGUGUGUGCCCGAGGACGGCGUGGGUGUCCCGUUGAGGUCGUGGGUGUUCAACGCCGGGGCCUACCGCGGGUUCGUGUUCCUGCACAGGUCCACGCUGCUGCAGGAGCCGCCCGACUUCUGGUUCCAGGGCAGUGCGGCCUGCCGCCAGUGCUUCGCGGACCUGCAGAAGUCGAUGAUACGGCUUGGCCUGGAGGACCCCGCUUUCAGCGAGUGCGAUGAGACUGGUUUCUACUCCUGUGUCGGCAGAGUUGAGACUGCUGUGUCGAGCUGA
Messenger RNA from Prorocentrum cordatum, 2121 nucleotides. The record is from the annotation of a GenBank genome assembly. NCBI's taxonomy places the organism in Eukaryota, Dinophyceae, Prorocentrales, Prorocentraceae.